Diorhabda sublineata is the source of this 1996-nucleotide messenger RNA. RefSeq lists its product as uncharacterized. The transcript has 5 exons. The coding region runs from base 146 to 1879 and encodes 577 amino acids. NCBI's taxonomy places the organism in Eukaryota, Metazoa, Arthropoda, Insecta, Coleoptera, Chrysomelidae. The record is from RefSeq and is a predicted model, not a curated record.
GAAACGAUAAUUACUGUCGAGCUAACCAGGUUCAAAAGAUUAUCACAAUAUUGUUUAUAUAAUUCUUCAUUAAACUGUAUCGGAUAUAACAUAUAGAUUAAUAUUGUGGGAUUAAUUCAAUUUGAAAGUGAUAAUUUACUGAAUAAUGAUUUUUUUUCUGUUAACUUUUCAUUAUAUAUUUGCAGUUGUUGCUUUUGAAGAUUUCAUUAUAAACAACGAAAAAUGUAAAAUGCCGAAUUUUCCCGCAUUUUCCGAAGAAACGAAUCUCAUUUACAAAUAUUUGCCGUACAUAAAUUGCACUGAUCUGGAUCUACUUACUUACACCAAUGUAGUCAAUAAUACAGCAUAUUUACACAUCAAAAACGAAUACCUCGAUAGAUAUUAUGCGCAAACUGACACUGUCGAUUGCUGUUAUAGUUACGUUAAAAGACAUGGAGCCGCAGAAUAUCCCGAUGUUGGUUUCAAAGUAUCAGAUUGUCAUUCGUUCAAUUCGACUGUGAAACUUGUUAACGAUACCGUAUGGGUAAAAUGUUAUUUGGGUGCUGAUAAAAUAUACGAAAACGUCCACACGACUGUAAUCGUCACAGAAGAAGUGAAAAAUCGAUUUCAAUAUCAAAGAGAACGGAAGAAAAAACCUUUGAGUGUUUUGUUUAUUGUUAUAGACAGUGUAGCACGAUUGAAUUUCGAAAGGACUAUGCCGCUUACAAAAAACUUUAUCCUCGAAAAUAAUUUCACUGAAUUUUUGGGGUAUAAUAAAAUUGAUGAUAAUACAUUUCCUAAUUUUAAUGCUUUAUUAACAGGUUUGAACUUGAAACAAUCGAAUAAGAUCUGUCAACCGAAAUUGGUGGGAAUGUUGGAUAAAUGCCCGAUGAUAUGGUACGAUUUUCGAAACGCGGGUUACGCAACGGCUUACGCCGAAGAUUGGACGGAUAUUUCCACGUUCAAUUAUCUUAAAAAAGGUUUCAAAGAUCCUCCCACCGAUUAUUAUUUCAAAACUUACAUGGAAGCUUCGAAAACGAUAAGUACUCAACUCGUCGAUACGAUGCCUUUUUGUGCGGGACCCGAAUCACAAGGCGAACGAAUACUGAAAGUAGCGAAAGAUUUCGCGCUAGCUUUCAAGAACAAUCCUAGUUUCGGAAUCUUUUGGAUGAACACCUUCAGUCACAACUUUAUAAACUCGCCUUCGCGCAUGGAUAAAAUUUUCAAAGUAUUUUUCGAGGAACUAGGAAAUUUCGGCAUUUUAAACGACAGUAUGGUGGUACUACUAGCUGAUCACGGUAUAAGAUUCGGCGAUAUACGUCAAACUAUACAGGGGUGGUACGAAGAACGAUUACCGAUGAAUUUUAUAUCGAUUCCGACGUGGUUUCAACGACAACACCCGGAUAAAUACGAAAAUUUUAAACAAAAUUCGAAAAAACUAACUAGUACUUACGACUUAUACGUAACUUUACAAGACGUACUAUCUUCAUCGGUGGAAAAUUAUACGGUAACCGGUAGUAGAGUUUGCGCGAAUUGUACGAGCUUAUUUUCGAAAAUACCCGAGAAACGAUCGUGUUCGGAGGCCGGUAUACCGGAAAAAUGGUGCGCAUGCGUGGGAAAAUUCGUAACGAAUCACGAGUAUCUAACGCCGGAAAUAAAAAAAUCGGCGAUCGCUUUUAUCGUCGAAUCGAACGUAAUCGAUACUCCCGGUAGAAGCGUCAAUCGAAUUUUAUCGUCCAGUAUUACUCAGUAUCGGAAAAAGGUUUAUUUGAAAUUUAUUUUGGAAGCGGACGAUAAUAGUGUUUAUUUAGUAACGGUUAAGGCGACUGCGCAUCCGAUUAGAUUCACGGAAAUCGUUCAUUCGGUACUGUUGCAAAAACCGAUUCGUUUUAUAGGUUAGGAAAUCGGUGACGUAUGAGAUAAGACUGACUAUAAGGACAAUAAAAUACGAAAUCUUUGUUAAAAAUAUAUUUUCCGUUGUUUUUAUAAUGAAAAAUAAAAAUUUUUCUUACGAUUA